AUGUAUAACCACAUCUCCCUCUCAACCAGCAGCGCUGCCGGUCUCCUCUGGUUCAAGAUCGGAACGUUAACACACCCAAAGAAGCAGUACAAGAAGCUUAUGAACCAGGUCUCGUUGACCUUUGGCUUCCGCACUCCGUACCAAGUCCUCGUCGAUGCCGAUUUCCUACUGGCUGCCACGCAAUCGGAUCUGCUGCGCACCUUGGAGAAUACACUCCAUGGCGAGGUCAAGCUUCUCAUCACACAAUGCUGCAUGCGCCAUCUCUAUGCGCGGAAUAAGGAGCCAGGUGUUGGUGCUGCGAUAACGUUAGCGAAGGAGCAGGUCGAAAGGCGCUUUUGCGGACACCACCCCGACCAGCACCCGGAACCUCUUAGUGGCACAGAAUGCCUUAACCAUGUGGUGAAUCAUAAUGGGCACAAUAAGUUCAGGUACUGCGUUGCAGCGAACGACGACGAAGCUCGAGCCUCUUUAAGGCAAAUACCCGGGGUCCCGUUGCUGUACAUCCGGCGCUCAGUCCUUAUAAUGGAGCCGCUGUCGACUGUAACCGUGAAAGCAAGAUCCCGAGACGAGAAAUCGAAGUUCAGGGCAGAGCUCAAGGCACCAGCGGGCAAGCGGAAGAGGGACGAAGAUGACACAGACGAUGAGGAUGACAAGGACCAGAAGAGGGCGGGCGGAAGGGCGGGCAAAACGGAGACAAAGAAGAAGACCACCACCAAAACCAGUGGUCCCAAGCAACCUAAUCCUCUGUCCGUCCAAAAGAAGAAGCCCGACCCCACGCCAGCAUCGGGAGACGGGUCCCAGAUACCGAAGGCCGAUAUAGCAACUGUGGGAGUUGAUGGAGCAAAGAAAGAUGUUGUUACUGAGAACACAGGCUCAGGGGAAGCUCCGGCACGGAAGCGGCGGCGGAAGCACAAGUCCAAGCUCACGGAAACGGCUGCAGAUGAUCCUGGCGCCGGGGCGCAGGGUUUGGAAGCCGGAGAAUAG
Messenger RNA from Anthostomella pinea, 984 nucleotides. The record is from the annotation of a GenBank genome assembly. NCBI's taxonomy places the organism in Eukaryota, Fungi, Ascomycota, Sordariomycetes, Xylariales, Xylariaceae.